Messenger RNA from Drosophila obscura, 1895 nucleotides. RefSeq names its product tyrosine-protein kinase-like otk. The transcript is spliced from 3 exons. Bases 394 to 1689 code for a protein of 431 amino acids. The record is from RefSeq and is a predicted model, not a curated record. NCBI's taxonomy places the organism in Eukaryota, Metazoa, Arthropoda, Insecta, Diptera, Drosophilidae.
UUUUCAAAGUCGAACCAAGAGGUCGGUCGGUCGUCUGCUCCCGAACGAAACAGAGCAGCGAAACGCGAACGAGAUCCCGGGGCUCUCUGCGUCUGCGGCAGGAUAAUUAAGCGUGACGCGUGUGCGUAACAUAAAAAUAACCAUAAACCAAAUGCCAGCCAGCCAGCACUCGUGUCCAGUGUGAAGUGAAAUAAAGUGAAGUGUAUCUGUUUCUGUUUCUGUGUCUGAGUUGAACGGAAAGGAAAGACGAAACGAAGGUUAACUAAACCCAAAAUUCGGAAUUACUUUUAAAAAUCGGGCGAAGAGCACGCACACCGGUUUUGUGCGAGAGAACAAAAAGACGAAGAAAACAACAACUAAGCCAAGCCCCAAAGAAAUUCAGACCCUCGCGAAAUGGAGAUGGAGAUGAACGGAAGACGAUUGUUGAGCUGCGGCCUGGCUCUGAACCUGAUCUUCUGUUGUUGUUGCGCCUCCCCGGUGUCUUUGGGCGAUGUGAGCAUCACAAAGGGUCCCCCAGCCGCGCUGACCGUCAAGGAGCAGAGCGGCCUGCAGAUGCCCUGCAAUUAUCAGCUGCCCGUGGGGUAUCGCCAGAGCAGCAGCGUCAUCCUGCGCUGGCGCAAGGACAACAAGACCCUGCGCCAGGCGGAGCUGGGCCAGGCAAGCAGCACCACCAGCGAGCCCCAGCUGGAGAGCAUGCUGCGUGAGGAUGCGAGACUCACGCUGAACAAGGAGAGCGGAGCUCUGCAGUUUGCCAGCGUUCUGGCCAGCGACGCGGGCAAGUACCAGUGCCAGUUGCUGGUCGAGGGUGAGAUGGCGGCCAGCUCCAGCAGCGGCAUCCUGGAGGUCAUCGAGCAGCUGAAGUUCGUGCCGCAGCCCACCUCGAAGAAUCUGGAGCUCGGCUCGCUGAGCAAGGUGCACUGCAAGGCUCAGGGAACGCCGCCGCCGCAAGUCAAAUGGAUGAGGGAAACCCAAUUGCCGCUACCCGCGAACGUGACCGAUCUGAAUGGCACGCUGACCUUCAGCCAGGUCAGCAAUGACCAGCGCGGACAGUACACCUGCUUUGCCUCGAACAGCCAGGGCCAGCUCAGUGCCACAGUGUCCAUUGGUGUGGUGGUGGCACCCAAGUUCAGUGUGCCGCCGGAGGGACCCAUCGAGACCACGGAGCAGGGCACUGUGGCGAUGCACUGCCAGGCGAUUGGGGAGCCCAAGCCGACGAUUCAGUGGGACAAGGACCUGGCCUAUCUCAAUGACAACAACACGGACGGAGAUCGCUUCACUCUGCUGGAGAAUGGCACCCUGGAGAUACGGAAUGUCAAGGCCGAGGAUGAGGGACGCUAUGGCUGCACCAUCGGCAGCAGUGCCGGCCUGAAGCGCGCAGAGGUCCUGCUGGUGGUCAAGUCGGCCAAAUCGACGUCCAAUUCAAUUGUCACCCGCAUCAUCAUUGUGAUCAUUUGCCUGGCCUUCCUCUACUUUGUGCUGGUGCUGGGCCUGAAGGUCUGGUACCGCUACCGCCGCCACCUGGGCAAGGUGCAGCUGGAGGAUGCCACCCAUGCGCCCACCUGCGACGGACACGAGCAUGAGCCCUGUCUGACGGAGGCCAACAACUCCAGCAAGAAUCCGAAGAGCAACAAGCUGCGGGAGAGCACCAUCCUCGAACAGGAGUCGCAGGUGGUCGAUGACAUUGUCUGAGCGCCACGCCUCCCUUUGCUCCUUCUUUCAAUGAUCUCGUCCCCAUAACCACCAUACCCACCAAACCCCCCUUCCCCCGUCAAAUGUUACUCCAUUUUAUUGUUGAGUGUAAAAAAAACCAAAAUCAAAAAAAAAAAACAAAAAAAAAACAAAAACUGAAAAAUUGAAGAAAAUCCCCUAUAAAUCCUAUUUGUAUUUAUAUUUAU